Purpureocillium lilacinum is the source of this 1785-nucleotide messenger RNA. RefSeq lists its product as uncharacterized. Gene Ontology annotation, cellular component: plasma membrane. Gene Ontology annotation, biological process: transmembrane transport. The record is from RefSeq and is a predicted model, not a curated record. Gene Ontology annotation, molecular function: transmembrane transporter activity. Lineage: Eukaryota; Fungi; Ascomycota; Sordariomycetes; Hypocreales; Ophiocordycipitaceae.
AUGGAAAAGGACGAGAAGCUGCCACCGGCCGGGGCGCCGCAGCCGCAGCCACAGCCGCCUCUUGGCGACGACGCCGCCAAGCACAUGGACGCAUCCGAUCUGACCCUCGACUCGGAUCUCGAGACCGCCGUCGAGGGCGUCACGCCCGCCUCCCGGGAUGAUGAGCGCAAGUACCUGGCCGGCGUCCAGAUGUGGCUGGUCAUGAGCUCGCUCAUCACCGCCAGCUUCCUGGUCCUGCUCGACAAUGCCAUUGUCGCGACGGCAAUCCCCAAAAUCACCUCUCAAUUCCACUCCCUCGAGGACAUUAGCUGGUAUGGCUCUGCCUUUCAGCUGGCCAGCGCGGCCAUCCAGCCGCUCGUCGGCAAGAUAUACACCCAGUUCCGCCUCAAGCAUGUCUACCUCGCCUUCUUCUUCAUCUUCGAGCUCGGCUCCCUCAUCUGCGGCGUCGCCACCUCCUCCACCAUGCUCAUCGUCGGCCGCGCCGUCGCCGGCAUCGGCGUCGCGGGCGUCUUUGCCGGCGCCCUCAUCAUCAUCGGCGUCGCCGUGAGGCCGGAGCAGAGAGCUUUCUUGACCGGUAUCUGCAUUGGCUGCGCUCAGCUGGGCAUCGUCAUCGGACCCCUGAUCGGCGGCGCGCUCACCGAAAAGGUGUCUUGGCGAUGGUGCUUCUACAUCAACCUCCCCCUCGGCGCCAUCGUCCUCGGCGGCACCCUCUUCGUCACCAUCGCCGACCAGACCACCAUCCGCCCCGUCCGCGACGUCCUGCCCACCCUCCACCGCAGCCUCGACCUCGUCGGCUUCCUCCUCCUCUCCCCCUCGGCCGUCAUGCUGCUCCUCGCCCUGCAGUGGGGCGGCAGCGUCCACGCCUGGUCCAGCGCCACCAUCAUCGGCCUCUUCUGCGGCGCGGGCGUCCUCUUCCUCGUCUUCGUCGCCUGGGAGUGGCGCAAGGGGCCCGACGCCCUCAUCCCCACCCCCGUCGUCCGCAACCGCGUCGUCGUCGCCGCCUGCCUCGUCGCCAUGACUGUCAUGGGCGCCACGUUCCUCACCUCGUACUGGAUGCCCGUCUACUUCCAGACGGUGCGGGGCAAGUCCCCCCUCACCAGCGGCGUGUACAUGCUGCCCAACAUUCUGCCCUCGCUCGUGUUUGGCGUCCUCACGGGCUUUCUGAUCGGCAAGGUCGGCUACUACCUCCCCUUCGCCGUCGCCGGCGGCGCCCUCACUUCCGUCGCCACCGGCCUCCUCUCGACGCUCCGCCCCGACUCCUCCACCGGCCACUGGGUCGGCUUCCAGGUCCUCCUCGGCGCCGCCCGCGGCCUCGUCCAGCAGACGAGCUUCAUCGCCAUCCCGCACGCCACCACCCCCGCCCUCGUCCCCACCGCCAUGUCCAUGUCCAUCUUCUGCCAGUACAUGGGCGGCGCCGUCUUCCUCUCCCUCGCAAACGUCAUCUUCAGCUCCAGCCUGCGCUCCGAGCUUCCCAUCGAGGCCCCCGGCGUCGACCCCCGCCUCAUCGUCGAGGCCGGCGCCUACGCCGUCCGCGACGUCGGCAUCCCCGCCGAACUGCUGCCGGGCGUGCUGCGCGCGUACUGCACCAGCGUUAACCGCGUCUUCUACCUCGCCUCGGCCGUGUCCGUGCUGCUGUUCGUGACGGCCUGUUGCUCCGGCUGGGUCGACACCCGCAAGAAGAACGAGGCCAAUGACGGCAGCGGCAGCGGCAGCGGCAGCGGCAGCGGCGAGUCGUCCGAGGGGCAGUCUGUAUCGGAAAAGACGGAAGCCAAGAACGGAUUGUAA